Molecule: messenger RNA, 657 nt
Organism: Mycotypha africana
Lineage: Eukaryota; Fungi; Mucoromycota; Mucoromycetes; Mucorales; Mycotyphaceae
Exons: 3
Coding region: 1-657 (218 amino acids)
Biological process (GO): mitochondrial respiratory chain complex IV assembly
Cellular component (GO): mitochondrial inner membrane
Source: RefSeq, a predicted model, not a curated record
AUGUCUAAUAAAGUGGUCAAGGUUGGAUUGACACCAGAACAACAAAAGACGAGAGAUAGCAUUUUCUAUCAAAGCGGUAUCAAAGGCGCAUUAAUAGGUUUAGGUAUUGGUGCAGCAGCUACUGCUCUCGUUGUUCGUAAAUCAGCCGAAUUUAGAGCUUUAAGUAGACCUAUGCAAUCUAUUAUGGCAGCCUCGACAACGACCGCUGGCUUUCUCUUCGCAUCCGACAGAGCUGUCACUGCAUACGAGAACAAUGUACUUGGUUAUACAGACGAACUACUUGUAGAGCAAUUGGAACGACGAAGGACACCUGAUGAAAAUUUAUCGACAAUUGAUCGUUCUUUGCGUUAUUUGAACGAUAAUCGUUGGUCAUUCAUUGUAGGUUUAUCAUGGGCUGUUUCAAUGGCUGGUGCACUGGGUUACAGUUUCUCCAAUAGAUACUUAACAACUCAACAGAAGAUUGUACAAGCGCGUAUGUAUGCACAAGCAGUGACAAUCGCAGUGUUGAUGGCAUCAGCGGGCCUUUCCAUUUAUGUCGGUGAUGACAAGAACCAAAAAACUAAAGAUGUCCCUGACGCGCAAUUGUCUGCCAUCCUUGCUCUGCCUGAUCAACCAAAGCAAGAGUCUAAAGUGGUUAAACAAGAUUCUACUAAUUAG